Molecule: messenger RNA, 1057 nt
Organism: Lactuca saligna
Lineage: Eukaryota; Viridiplantae; Streptophyta; Magnoliopsida; Asterales; Asteraceae
Source: the annotation of a GenBank genome assembly
CAUAGACUUACCAUAGAGGUUAUCAACUGGCCCAAGUGGCCUAUCUGGCUGUGUAAAAUUACCGAAUUGCCCUCAGUUUAGGAUGUCUAUUUCGUGGCCGGUAACACCCAUCAAUCUUUCAAAACCCAUAACUCUCUUAUCAGCUAAACACCACCUACAGGCUACAACCAUGGCUCCGAUGGCAAACCUUAACCAAAUUUUCAUCACUUUUCCGGCCAUCCCAAAGCUUUCCGGCGACGGAAAGUCCCGGCCAGAUGCAGGUACAGCCCGUUUGACCGGAAUCAAUGCGGAGGAAACUCAAAACCACCCAUUAAAACCAACAAGAAGACUGGCAUUAGGACUCGGCUCUUUGGGACUCUUUGCAAAUUCCAACAUUUCCGUUGUUCUUGCGGAAGAUAACGGUUUUUGGCUCACCGGACCUAUUCCGAUACCCCGGGCCUUAAAUAUGAUCGAUAACUUGGAGACGGGCACACGGUCUUUCUUAAAGACGGGAGUGUACAUAGCCGAUAUUGGGACUAAAGGAAGACAAUUUCGGCUAAAGAAGUACGCAUUUGAUCUUCUAGCAUUGGGGGAUUUGAUAGUGAUCACUGCUGCUACAUCCGACGAAAAGCCACCACUCCUCGAUCUUGCAAACAGAUUGUUUGAUACGGUUGAAAAGCUAGAAGAUGCAGUAAAGAAACAAGACCUUCCUCAAACUGAAUUAUUGUACAAAGACACAACAGUUAUUCUUCAAGAAGUUAUGACGAAAAUGGCAUAAAACUUGUCAUGACAUGAAAUGUAUGUGCCAUGAUUGUGAAUCAUCUUCCUCAGCUUUGUUUUUAUUGUUAAUUGUUCUAUAUGAUGAUAGAAAUACAACAUGUGUUGAUCAUAUACAUAUUCCAAACUCUUAAUGUUCAAACAUAGUCAUAUGUUUGUUAGAAAUUAGGGGUGCGAAAAAUGUUUUGAUAAUCAAUGAAUAUGGAUUUCUUCAGAAUUAUGUUCUGUAUUGAUAUUUCUCUCAAGUGUACGGGUUAACAUGAAAAUCAAUGAAUAUGGAUUUUUUUGGAGAGUAUAUAUA